UCCAAGAAACACAUACCCACAAAUUUCUCUCCCUUUUUGUUGCCUCAUUGCACAUUUAUUACAAUCUCCAAGAAGCACACACUGUGAUCAUCAUUUGGAUGGCUUCUUUUAGGCUCCUCAUCCUCAUGCCUUUCAUAAUAGCUUUCAUGGCCUCUCCUCUACACUCUUUAUCUUCUGAGCUGAAGCUGGGGGACGCUCCCACCACCAUCUCAGCCUCACCAGCAUUGAUGCCAAACCCUCCAUUUGCAGAGCUAUCCCCUGAGAUUGCUCCUCUUUUUCCUUCUCCUGGUGGUGAAUUGCCUUCUCCAGCCGGGUCUAAUUCCCUCCCCACCAUUCCUUCCAACCCAAGCCCUCCAAAUCCUGAUGAAAUUGCCGGCUUUGCCCCUGAUUCUGCAAUUUCCCCAUCUGGCUCCAAACUGGCCUCUUCAGCAUCCUCUCUCAAUUCUCCGGGGUUCCUAAAUUCAGCAAUUCUAAUGGGUUUCUUGGCGUUUUGGUGAGUGAGUGUUAUCUUUUGCCUGGAAAAUUCAAUUGAUUGUUGUAAUUUCCUCCCAUAGUUCAAGUUAAGUUUGGUUGAAAUGUCCCCCCAGAGAGAGUAUAUUUGAAGAAGUUUCUACUGUCUGUAUAGUGUAAAUGAUGAUGAUUGAUGCAGUCAAAUUUCGUGUUUGGGGAGCAUGCUUGAUAAUUAGUCUGAAGUUCAUUAUUUUCA
This is a messenger RNA of Diospyros lotus (date-plum), 706 nucleotides long. RefSeq names its product classical arabinogalactan protein 25-like. The transcript has a single exon. NCBI's taxonomy places the organism in Eukaryota, Viridiplantae, Streptophyta, Magnoliopsida, Ericales, Ebenaceae. The record is from RefSeq and is a predicted model, not a curated record. The coding region runs from base 99 to 497 and encodes 132 amino acids.